Messenger RNA from Linum trigynum, 1892 nucleotides. The record is from the annotation of a GenBank genome assembly. Lineage: Eukaryota; Viridiplantae; Streptophyta; Magnoliopsida; Malpighiales; Linaceae.
AUAUAUUUGUAUCAUGAAAAGAGAACAGAGAUAAUUUCAAAUCCUGCCUCCCCACUGGUUAUGAUCCCUAUUUUUCUUUACUUUUGAGUUCGAUCAUAUUCCGGUUCGAUCCGAUUGUCGAGCGAACCAACCGACGUCCACACCCCGAGACUGAUAGGGUUUAAGUAUCGUACUUUUCGUCUUUCUUGAGUUCGCCGACAAGGAAAAUAAACCUAAACAACAAACCCUAACACCCUCGUCUCUCUCGAUUAAAGUUUACUAUCCCGCCGUCGGAAUGUCGAAGUCGAAAGCAUUCACCUUGACGUCCGACCAAAUAUUCAUCACACCAUGCGUUAUUUGCAGUCGUACUCUUGACGUCUACUGGUACAAGGGCGACCUGAACGACGAUUUCCAGGGGACGCGAGGGGCACAAACCCACCGCCAGCAUUGGGACAUCAGUAGGCAAGUCCGCGUCGGCCCUAUGGAGGAACAAUACAAGGCGCUACAAGUUUUCGGGACCACGGUUAAGAGAAACAAGCUCAGAAGGCUUGUGAAAGAUCUCAUUAAGAUGCGAGCAGGCUCCGCGAUGGGAUUCAACGUUUUCGUGAACCGCAUCGGCCUCUGCAUAAUCAUCCCGGUAAAUGGCGGCGGGGCCCUGCGGAUCAACGAUCUCUUUGGCUGGUCCAGGUACGGCGUGAAACUGCCCCGUGACGUCGGCACCGGGUACACCGUGUGGGACAGAGUCGACAUGUACACCAGAGAAACCGUGCUGGACGUUCGAGGAAUGGUGAGAGCCGGCAAUGAGCUGGCGGCGCGCAGCAAGCAGAUUAUUUCGAGCAAGUUGGAGAAGGAGGAAGAGGUGGAGAAGUUCACGGAUCGCCCUGAUGAUCAGGAUAGAUGUGACGAGAAGUUACUUGAUCAACACAGUAACAGAGUGACGAGCAUUGGCAUGUACACUGCGACGAAGGUUGGAGGAACUUUCAGCUCUGCGGAGGAAGGCAACCAGGAGCUCCGACAGUGGUUGGAGGAGAAGAGCGCAGAAUUGAUGGCAUGCAAGAAGGAAUUGGAAUGGAGCAAGAAAACGGAGUCCCUUUUGAGCAAGUUAGUGGGCAAGGUUAGUGUUACUGGCCGAGAUGACUUCCAGCUGGAAGCCACUCAAGCUAGAAGAGAAGUUGUGUCAUUGAGGGCCAGAUCUGAAGCUGCUCUUGCAAUAAGGCAGAGAACCUUAAUUGAAAGGGAGACAGCUGCAAGAGAUGCCGGAGCUGUUCUCGCCGAACGAGAGGCAGCCGUUGCUGCUGCUGAAGCAACUCUCAAUAAAAAUUUCUCCGGUGUAAGGGAGAUGUUGGCAACUGCAGCUGAAGAUGCUGUCCGCGCUAGGGAGGUCGCUGUAAGCAAAAGGGAGGCAGCUGUCCGCGCUAGAGAGGUCGCUGUAAGCCAAAGGGAGGCAGCUGUAGCAGCUGAUGAAGCUGCUGUCCGCACUAUGGAGGUCGCUGUAAGCCAAAGGGAGGCAGCUGUAGCUGCUGAUGAAGCUGCUGUCCGCGCUAGAGAGGUCGCCGUAUCUGCUCAAGCUCAACCGCGAUACGACGAUUAAAGAAUAGUUGAACAAGAUAUGGAACGAUACUUGUAAGUCUUCAACACUCGUCUAUUUUGCGGUUGAUAUAUUGUUUUCUUUCAUGAUGUCAAUCCCACAUGUUGAGUUACUUGAUCUCUAUUAGUUAGAUGGCUGAUUCAAAGACUGGUAGUUCUAUGAGGAAGUUUUAUUGAUAUUUAUUACUAUUAUUAUGUCCAAUGUAGUUAAACUAUAGUUUUUAUGUAUAAGCGAAAUGAUGGGUACAAACUUAAGCGUAAAAGCGGAGCGUAAGAACGUAAGUUUAUAUGAACCAUUGAAAUUGUAAAAAAGCAACUUAAAAGAC